AUGUUCGCCUCAAAACCCAGGAAGGUCACCCUCACGCUCCUUUGCCUCGUCAUCGCCCUCGCUCUCGCCUCGGUGUCCGAGGCGAACGACUUCACCCUCCAGCGCCGCGACCACAAUGAGGUCGGGCGCAUGCUCAGGAAACGCGCACCCGAUUUCCUUGGUAUAGGUGGUCUCGGUAACGAUCCUCCCACAGGCAGUACUAGUGCUGGUGGUGCCGCAAGCACGGCUGCGAGCGACGCCGUGUCCAGCUCCACUGCUGCUGCUGCCUCCUCGACCGCAGCAGCUUCGUCCACUGGGGGUGCGAAGUCCUCGUCUGCCUCAAGCGCCUCCAGCGCUACCUCGUCCGCUGCUUCGGCUACCUCGUCCGCCGCUGCUACGUCGAGCGGGACCAGCACCUCACCGUCCUCUUCCUCGGCGGCUAGCUCUACCUCCUCCUCUGCGAAGACUUCGUCAGCGACCUCUGCGUCGACUGGCACCUCCUCGUCUCCCUCCGCCACCUCCACACCCCCUGCUCAAACCUCUGCCGACAAUAACGCGGCUAACACACAAGCCACGGAUACUCCAACUGAUACCCAAGGCGCUACUUCCAAUACACCCGUCGGCGGCUCUACCCAAACGGUCUUCACGUCUGCGACCCCGACUUCGUCAGCCGCGGCGAAUGCUGUCCAAGCUGCAAGCGCGUCCAAGAUCACUCGUAACACUCUGAUCAUUAUCGUUGUCAUCGCUUCCACCGUCGGCCUUGUCGCUGUUAGCUGGACGCUCUUCCGCAAGUGGAAGCUCCGCCCCUCGUCGCACUUCGACGACCGCAUGCAGCCCAUCGACUGGCAGCCCACCAACGACCAAGACGACGGUCUGCCCAGGCACCGCCGCGAGGGCUCGGGCGCCUCACACGGUUCAUUCCACUCUGGCACCGGGCAUAUCGAGAACUCCGGUUACGGCGCUACUUCGGAGAACGGCCAUGGAUCCCCGCUCAACCCCAUCCCGGACCACGACUUCACGGCGGGCGCCACGGGUCUUGCACCCGUGGGCGGGUAUGCCGACCUCCAGCGCGGCCCGAGCCCGCAGCCGCAGAUGGGCGAGCUCGCGCGCGGGCCCAGCGUGGCGCGCCCGAACUACGACACGUACGGUAUGCCGCUGCACCACCAGGGCGGCUACGACCCGUACGCGUACGAGUACAACGGCGCGAACGUGACGCGCUACUGA
Messenger RNA from Postia placenta MAD-698-R-SB12, 1203 nucleotides. RefSeq lists its product as hypothetical. The record is from RefSeq and is a predicted model, not a curated record. The coding region runs from base 1 to 1203 and encodes 400 amino acids. The transcript has 2 exons. Lineage: Eukaryota; Fungi; Basidiomycota; Agaricomycetes; Polyporales; Adustoporiaceae.